This is a messenger RNA of Teleopsis dalmanni, 2311 nucleotides long. RefSeq names its product zinc finger RNA-binding protein 2-like. The transcript is spliced from 6 exons. Gene Ontology annotation, molecular function: double-stranded RNA binding; single-stranded RNA binding; zinc ion binding. Bases 268 to 2187 code for a protein of 639 amino acids. NCBI's taxonomy places the organism in Eukaryota, Metazoa, Arthropoda, Insecta, Diptera, Diopsidae. Gene Ontology annotation, cellular component: precatalytic spliceosome. The record is from RefSeq and is a predicted model, not a curated record.
UAUUAUCGUAUCGUAUGCGUGCAGUCAAUUUUUCUUCUGCAGAUUUUUUGUCGCUUGUUGGAGAAAAACCUUUAAAUGUAUGUUAGUAGCAUUUAGCGUGAAAAAUUAAAUUAAUAUUUAAUAAAUGCAAGUUUAUUGAUUUUAAAUAUUUAAUUGUGUUUAACGCAUACUAUUGACGUCAGUGCAAUAAUAAAAUAAAUAAAAUAUUCGGAAUAUCCCUUACCCUACCGGCACCGGUUGGGAGUUCGUGUUUUGUUGAUACUAAAUAUGGCAAAUAAUAAUUACACUGGUUUUGGUUAUGGUGGAACGCAGUACAAUGCGGGACAGGUAACCUAUCCUGCAGUUACCAAUGCUACGUACGCUAAUGCGGCUGCUUAUCAAUCUGCUGUUGCUGCUGGACAAGGAGGGUAUGCAGCGGCCGGUGCUUCGGGUGCUAGUGGAUAUGGUUACGCUGAAUACAAUCGAACAAUGCAAUCAUAUGAUACUAGCAAAACAUUUUAUCAACAAGCACCGUCCAGCUACGCCACUGCUCCAGCAGUAACAGUGAGUAAAACGCAUUAUUCAGCACCGCCUGUGAAAAAUAUAAAUGCAGGAGUAAAAUCAGCAACCAAGGACAAAAAUAGUUCCAAACAACAAUCAGCAACACCAAUUGUUGCUACAACCGCCGCGGCAACUGCAUAUCCCGGUUAUGAUGCCACUUUGUAUAGUGCAGCGUCCAUGUAUGUUGCACAAGGUACAGCAGUUAAACCAAAUGUUGCUGCUGCUGGUUGGCCGCAAUAUCGCAAUGGCAAAGGAGGAGCAGCACGUGGUCGUGCUAAACCACCUCCGCGUCCACAACAGUUACACUAUUGUGAAGUAUGCAAAAUUUCUUGUGCUGGCCCACAAACUUAUCGCGAACAUUUGGAAGGUCAAAAGCAUAAGAAACGUGAAGCAUCAUUAAAAAUGCAAGCUAGCGCGCAGACAACAGUUCAAAAUCGUGGUAAUAAUUAUCAUUGCGAAUUAUGUGAUGUUACCUGUACUGGUACUGACGCUUAUGCUGCUCAUGUACGUGGUGCUAAACACCAAAAAGUUGUAAAAUUGCACCAGAAACUCGGAAAGCCUAUACCUUCUGAUGAACCCAAAAAAAUGACUAAAAUUAAUUUCGUACCAGCGGCUGGCGGUGCAGCUGAAGGUGCUGAAGGUGAAAGUAAUAAAGCUGAAAGUUUAAAUGAAGCAGAAACUGAAGAUAAUCAAGAAAAUGCUGAUAGCAUUGGUGAAAACACUGACAACAUAAAGCCUGUUGGUGGUGAAUAUAUUGAAGAAAUUAAAGAUGAGGAGGGUAAAAUACUUAGCUUCAAUUGUAAAUUAUGUGAUUGUAAGUUUAAUGAUCCGAACGCCAAAGAGAUGCAUAUGAAAGGCAGACGACAUCGUUUGCAAUAUAAACGAAAAGUGCAACCAGAUUUGGUUGUUGACUUUAAACCCACACCGCGCCAGAGGCGUUUAGCUGAAGCUCGCGCUCAACGAGCACUAAUGCACUCUCACCGUAGUGGAAAUGGUGGAUUUAAUGAUGAACAUGAAGGCGGUGGCAUGUAUUGGGGUGACGAACAAAGGCGUAGAUCUCAGUAUGAUGAUGAAUACGAUUAUUCUAAUUGGUUGGCACGUAGUUUUGCAGGAUCUCAACGCGGUUUCGGUGGUCGCAUGGGUAAUGGACCACCACCAUUCUAUGGAAUGAUACCAGGUGGAGCUAAUGUACGCCGUCCUGAAAGUACUGAUGACCGUCAUGCAAUUGCACGACAUGCUGAAAUUUAUCCUAAAGAAGAAGAACUGCAAACAAUUCAACGUAUUGUUUCACAUACUGAAAGAGCAUUAAAGUUUGUAUCAGAUUCCUUGGCAGAAAACCCAGAUGAAAAUGGUAUUAGUGCCAAGAAAGAAAAGUAUGAUAAUACUCAAAUGAAGGAUGGUCGCGACAAUCAAAUGUUAUCAUUUCAAAAGGAAGCAGACUCUGGAAAUAUUCGUAUUUUAAAAGGAGUUAUGCGUGUUGGGUGCCUAGCUAAAGGAUUAUUACUACAAGGUGAUAAUAUCGUUGAGUUAGUGGUUUUAUGUUCAGAUAAACCAACUAUUGGCCUAUUGAAGCGUGUUGCUGCUGAACUACCAGCGAAACUUAAAGAAGUUGCAGCUCUUUUUCACAGGAUAUCCGUAUGUGGUUAAAUUCUAGCGAUCUGUGUACGUAUUUCUUCAUAAUAUCUCUUGCUUCUGUAGUUUAUUGCUGUUUUGUUGCUGGACUGGAAAUAAUGGUAAAAUGUAAACCGACUUUAAGCGAGCGGACAGUACC